Messenger RNA from Knipowitschia caucasica, 1305 nucleotides. The record is from the annotation of a GenBank genome assembly. Lineage: Eukaryota; Metazoa; Chordata; Actinopteri; Gobiiformes; Gobiidae.
AUGCAGGACCAUGGAGGAGACAGACAGGUCGCCAGCAGUCUGCCGCAUGGAGUCAAGGCGAGCCUGUCUCUGUCCCCCACCGGGGCGGGGCGGGUGGGCAGCUCCUCCCCUCCCUCUAAAGGGGGCUUCUGUGACAGGGUCCCGGUGGAGGACAUGCAGGCCCUGAGCCUCGCCUCUCUGUCCUCUGUGGACGUGGCCAAACAGUACGAGCACAUCCGAGAGCUGGGGAAGGGCACGUACGGCAAGGUGGACCUGGUGGCUCACCGCACACAAGGGUCUAAAAUUGCACUGAAAUUUGUGACGAAGAACAAAACCAAGUUGAAGAGCUUCCUGCGGGAGUACAGUGUGACGGGCUCGCUCGGCUCCAGUCCUUUCAUCAUCAAAGUGCUGGACGUGCUUUUUGAGACCGAGGACUGCUACGUAUUCGGGCAAGAAUAUGCUCCCGCUGGGGACCUUUUCGACAUCAUCCCCCCUCAGGUGGGCCUGCCGGAGGACAUGGUGAAGCGCUGCAUGCAGCAGCUGGGGCUGGCGCUGGACUUCAUGCACGGGAAAAGCCUGGUUCAUCGAGACGUGAAACCGGAGAACGUGCUGCUGUUCGACCGCGAGUGCCGCAGGAUAAAGCUGGCAGACUUCGGGAUGACGCGGCGCGUGGGCUGCAGAGUGAAGCGCGUGAGCGGGACCAUCCCGUACACGGCGCCUGAGGUGUGCCGUGCCAGCCGCAGCGAGGGGUUCUUAGUGACCACCAGUCUGGACGUGUGGGCGUUCGGCGUGCUGGUGUUCUGCAUGCUCACAGGUAACUUCCCCUGGGAGGCGGCUCUUCACACUGACGCCUUCUACGAGGAGUUCCGGCGCUGGCAGAAGGCCGGCUGUCCUCUGGGAACGUACCCGUCUCAGUGGCGCCGCUUCACAGAUGACGCUCUACGCAUGUUCCAAAGGCUGCUGUGUGCAGAGCCGGACAAACGCUGUGGAGUCAAAGACGUCUUCUGCUUCGUCAAGUACGAACUGGUGAGCGAGCUGCGGCGCAGGGCUUCGUGUCGAGCCAAGAGAGGGGAGCGCUCCAGCUCAGGGGUCUGCACCGGCAGCUGCACCGCCACCGCCACUUCCUCCACGUUACGGUCCUCACACAGACACCCUGAACCCUCCACUCCUCCAGGCUCCACAGGUCUGAGGCCCGCCCCUCUCAAACGCUCGGUCCUCUCUGAUCCUCUGUCUCCCAGAGAGGACAGUGGACCGCACCAGUCUCCAGGACGAGACAAGAACAAAAGCCAGAUGGUCAUGGCGACCGCCAUAGAGAUCUGUGUGUGA